CUUGGAAAGAGGAAUGGCUGUCUCGAAUUACUAUAAAGUACAAAGCAACACUUCUGGUAAGCAUACUCAAUUGCAAAAUUACAAGGAUAUCAUUACCAAUCCGAUUGGAAUGAUCCCAUAACAACCUGAAUUCAAACACAACGAAUAUUAGGCUCAAUAGUAAAGUAGAUGGGAUUAACAAAGAAUGAGAUCAGUCUCCUCAAAACAAGAGGAAAAAAUCAAAUACCUUUAUCUGCAGGCUGAACCAAAUUCUAUUAACCAAUAUAACAUUUAUAACUCCAACUUUGAGCAAAAAUAAUAGAUGGUGACAAACCAAGACUAUAAUUCUAAUUGGAUUAAUAACUUCAGAAACAAUAAUCAAUACAACCCCAAUAAAGGGUUUUCCUAGAAUUCUCAGAAGCGGCCUUUAGGACUUGAAGAUCAAAUAGACAUCGCCUUGAAUUAACAAAAAUAAAAUUCUUAAAGUAAACAAAAGAAAAUUGAACUUGAUAUCGAGAAGAGGUAGAAAUUCGAUUAAGGUUACUUUGAACUUUUUAAUAAUGAUAUCAAGAAUCCAAGCCAUAUGGUCCAAUUAUAAAAUUCAAGGCCUCCUUCAAAAUAGUAAGAGUAGAAAAAAGAGGAGGAAGAUUCUAUGAAUUGUACCCAGGUAUCAUUUAUGUAAACUAAAAAUUCCAAUUGCAAUUACUGCUAACAGGAUAUUUAUAAAAACAGAGUCAACUUAGUUUGCUGGCAUUCUUAUCAUAUUGAAUGUCUUUCUGAAGUUGUAGGUUCUCAAAUUCAAUUGUCUCACCAAUAGAAUGUGCUAACAUGUUCAUGCGGAAACAAAAUCAAUCAUAAAACCAUAUUUCAGUUACCUAAUGGAAAAUAACUCAUAAAGACUUUGAUGUAAAAACAAUUGAAUGCAAUUUUCAGAAAGCAUCCCAACUAAUUCAAGAAAUGUCCUAAAUGUGAAUUUCGAUUUAUCUAGGACAUUAGAUUAAGAAAAGCAUGUUAUUGCGACAAUUGCGGAUGGGAAUUCAAAAUUUAAUGA
Paramecium octaurelia is the source of this 1030-nucleotide messenger RNA. The record is from the annotation of a GenBank genome assembly. NCBI's taxonomy places the organism in Eukaryota, Ciliophora, Oligohymenophorea, Peniculida, Parameciidae.